GGGAAUGGGGAGGGGGUGGGGGACACACGCCACGAAGAGCCCGGAAUCCCCGGGGCUUUCAGUUCUGAUUUUCAUUAGAGGUGCGCGGAGCUUUGCAGCCAGAAGCGCUCGCUGCGAGCAAAUCCACGCGCGGGGGCCGCUCCGUAAUCCCCCGGCGCGGCUGCGGAGCGGAGAGCGCUGCGCUCCGCGCCCGGGGCCAUCCCCAGGAGGGUCCGGAGGGCAUCCCCAGCCCCCUGCCCGGGCGCACGUACCGCCGGCACCUCCGGAGCGGUGUCCCUGCCGCUCAUCCCCCGCCCGGGCACCCGCGGGGAUCCCCACGGCCGGGCCCCGCAGCCCCUCGGCGGGGCGGGGCGCGGGGGGAUGCGGCAUCCCGGCCGGCCCGGGGGAUGCUGCUGCUGCCUGCGCGGGGGCGCGGAGCAGGAGGGAUCCUCUUUGACGUCAAGCGACCAUAAUAUAAUGAUCGCUCGUUCAUAUCCGGGUCCCCGGGCGGCUCCCCCGGGCCGCGCUCGGUCGCGCUCGGCGGCGCAGUGAGGGGAGGAGGGUCGGGCAGGGCAGGGCAGGGCAGCCCGGAGGUGGCCGGCGGCGGCAGCGGCGCGGCGAGCGCAGCAUGCCCGCCGCUUCAGACGCUCCUGCCUCCCGCCGCCGCCGCCGCCGCUGCCGCUGCUGCCCAUGGAGAUCGCGCUGGUGACUCUGGAGAACGGCGGCACCACGGCCAUCGCGGGCGGCGAGGAUGCCACCGGCGGCCGGGCGCGCUGGCGGGGCAACUUGCUGCACCUGGCCGGCUCGCCGCCGCUGAGCGACGGCAAGGAGAGCGCCCCGCCGCCGCCACCGCCCGCGGGGGACGAGGAGCGGGAGCGGCCCCCGCCGGGUCCCCGCGCGGGCGGCCCCGAGCCGCGGGCGGCAGAGCCCCGCGCAGCCCCCGCGCCGCCGCCGCGGCCGCCGCCCCGCGCCCCGCGCCCCGCCGCGGACUCGGGGCCGUGCGAGGAAGGGGGACACCGCCGGGGCAUGGCCAUGGCAGCGGCGGGCGACGAGGAGGAGGAGGCGGCGGCCAACCCGGGCUCUAUGCACCACCAGCGGGUGCUGAUCAACAUCUCGGGGCUGCGCUUCGAGACGCAGCUGGGCACCCUCAACCAGUUCCCCGACACGCUGCUGGGGGACCCCGACAAGCGCAUUCGCUACUUCGACCCGCUCCGCAACGAGUACUUCUUCGACCGCAACCGGCCCAGCUUCGACGGCAUCCUCUACUUCUACCAGUCCGGGGGCAAGCUCCGCCGGCCCGUCAAUGUCUCCAUCGACGUUUUCGCCGACGAGAUCCGCUUCUACCAGCUGGGUGAGGAGGCCAUGGAGCGCUUCCGAGAGGACGAGGGCUUCAUCAAAGAGGAGGAGAAGCCCCUGCCCCGCAAUGAGUUCCAGCGCCAGGUCUGGCUCAUCUUUGAGUACCCCGAGAGCUCCAGCUCAGCCCGGGCCAUCGCCAUCGUCUCCGUGCUGGUCAUCCUCAUCUCCAUCAUCACCUUCUGCCUGGAGACCCUGCCCGAGUUCAGGGACGAAAGAGAGAUGCCCAUACCCCUGCCCCCGCAAGGUGGAGGUUUGAAUGGCACGCCCGGGGACUCCCCACCCAUGCAACCACCCAGCAGCCUGGCUGACCCCUUCUUCAUCAUCGAGACCACCUGUGUGAUCUGGUUCACCUUCGAGCUCCUCGUGCGCUUCUUCGCCUGCCCCAGCAAGCCCGAGUUCUCCCGCAACAUCAUGAACAUCAUCGACAUCGUGGCCAUCAUCCCCUACUUCAUCACCCUGGGCACCGAGCUGGCCCACGAGCAGCAGCAGCCCGGGGCUGGCAGUAGCAAUGGGGGUGGGGGCCAGCAGCAAGCCAUGUCCCUGGCCAUACUCAGAGUCAUCCGCCUGGUCAGAGUCUUCAGGAUCUUCAAGCUCUCCAGGCACUCCAAGGGGCUGCAGAUCUUGGGACAGACUUUGAAAGCCAGCAUGAGGGAGCUGGGCCUCCUCAUCUUCUUCCUCUUCAUCGGGGUGAUCCUCUUCUCCAGCGCUGUCUACUUUGCUGAGGCCGAUGACCCCGAGUCUCAUUUCUCCAGCAUUCCUGAUGCUUUCUGGUGGGCUGUGGUAACCAUGACUACUGUGGGCUAUGGGGACAUGAGACCUGUCACUGUGGGGGGCAAGAUUGUGGGCUCCUUGUGUGCCAUCGCGGGUGUGCUCACCAUUGCCCUGCCUGUCCCCGUCAUCGUGUCCAACUUCAACUACUUCUACCACCGAGAGACUGACCACGAGGAGCAGGCCGUCCUCAAAGAUGAACACAGUAGUGCUCAGGGCAGCACUGCAGGGGGAGAAGUGAAGAGAAGACCCAGUAAAAACUCUCUGAACAAAUCUGUUGUGCACUUGGAAAACAGUGAGGAGUUCAACAAUGGCACCAGCUCCUUAGAGAAAGCCAAUAUCAAAGCAAAAAGUAACGUAGAUCUCAGAAAAUCCCUCUAUGCGCUCUGUCUGGACACCAAUAGGGAAACAGACCUGUGAAGAGAGGAGACAGUUAGAGUUCAGAGGGGCAGAAGGAUUUCCUGGUGUCAGAGACUUGCUACUGUAAUUAUUCUUUUAGUACCAAUUAGUUUUUUAAGUCAGGCUGUAUUUUAUAAAUUGAUCUCUGUCCUGAGCAGUCCUCCAGGAAUACAUGUUUUUAUGUUCUUUUUCCAUGACACAAAGGGUCACCUAUUUUUAAAAUAGACUAAGAAUAAGCUACACUCCGUGAUGCAGGAGCUGGUAAAUUAUGACAGUGAAAAAUCUAAUUUGUAGAAACUUAUUUUAGCAAAUGGUCAUUGAUUUUGAAUGGGUCAUUUGUAACCAAUUCAGUUGCUCUGAGUUUAGUGUAAAGAACCGGGGGGAUGUGUGUGUGGAGAAUGAAUGGCUUGGGGAUGGGAGGGGGGAGGUUGAGGGGUUUUGUACUGUAGUUUCAAUUUGAAAUUAUUAAAAUAUAUUUUGUAUCUGUAUGACUGUAUUUAUGGUUGAAAGGAGAUUUCUUAUUCCUGUGAAAUAUGAUAUCAUUAAAGCACUAGGAACAUUAGCAAAUCAGCACUUUCUGAGUUUUCCACUAGUGAUCAGUACAGAUCUGGUUAUCUUGUAUGUGAAGUGAAUUUGGUGCUUUGAACCCUAGAGCAGAAAACUUCUGUUGUCAUUGAUAUGUUAGUUUCUUGUGAGCCUUAAAUUAUUAAAUAUUGUAGAUAUACUUCUUUAUAAAUAAUUUUAUUAGUUAUCUUCCUGUUUCAGAAUUUCUGAGUAACUCAGUCAUGUUCCUACUGGCCCCAUUCAAAAAAGUAUGUGCAGCUUUUCUUUUUUCUUUUUCUUUUUUUUUUUUUUUGUGGUUUUACAGUUUUAUAUCUUUGUUAUAUUUUUGAGACCUAAAGGAAAAAAAUGCACUGUCUGCUGCUACUGGUUUCAGUCCAGUGCACAACGGAUUGAAAGUGAUCUGAACAGAUUUUCAAGUGCACAACAGAUCAAAAACGUGAGGGAGUGGAUAGGUGCAAUGAGAAAGUAGAAUACUGAGUGCAAUAUCUGCAGAACUGUUCUCAUGGUACACUCCAGAUUCCUUGAGUGUGUGUAUCAGUCACCUUUAUGUAUGCACACACCAUUUGUGUACACAGUUCUCUGGUUUUAGUUCUCUCAGUUCUCAGAUGGCGCUUCAGGAGCCGAACGUGGCGUGCUGUGCUGCUCCAACAACCAUUGCCUGGCUUUUCUCUUGGACACGGAUGGAAAGCACCAUCUUUUCAUCAAAACACACCCCUGGUUCCUUCAAUUUCCAAACAAAACCUCAGUGCUGUGGAUUUUACAAUUGAGGUGUGGAGAGAAGAGUGACACAUUGCCUUCAUCAGGAUCACAGUUAACUCUGAAGACCAACACAAAGUUGCUCCUUUAGCUCAAAGAGCUUUCUUACAAUUUCUCUUGCAAAAGACAUCUCUGUUUUCCCCUCCAGCUUCUGUUGUAUUGCUGAAGGAUGUUUCAUGCCUUUCCCACGUCCUGUGGCACAGCAAGAAUAGCAGAGAAGAGAGUGCUUAAUUGUCAACAUCGCUCAAGAAGGAUUUGGCAGGCCCAGCAGUACACCGCAUUUUUGGAGAGUGUGGGGCGAGUUCUGCACUGAUUUACUGCACUGCAGAAUGUGGAAUCCAUUGGUGUUAGUCAGGGCAGAAACCUCAGUUGCUAUUCUGGUCCUUGCUAAAGGAAUGGCUCAGCUGCAGAACUGGAAUGAAACAUGGGACAGGCAGCAAAGGAUGUCUCCUCUGACUUGAACAUGGUCAGAACUGAGUCCCAGCAUGCCAGCUGCACUUUAUGUAUCUCCUUAUAUGUCCCAGUGUGGAAUUUAUCUUCGUCACAAAAGAAUGGUGCUGUGGCUCCAAAUCUCCUCUUCCUCCAUCAUUAAGAACUGCAGGCACCUUUUCCCAGUUCCAGCAUAAGUAAUGGAACCAAACCUCGUCAUGUGGUUUUAAUUCGAUUUUUUUUUUCCUCAGCAUUUUUCUUACUGAUAGUCAUACAAGUUCUCUUCAGUUAACUUGGAAUUAUAAAAAAUGGGUAGGGGUUCAAAGUAUGCUUAUAAUUAUAAGAAAUGUAUUUUUUCCCCAAAAAUGUUGUCUAUCAUCAACUAACCUUGUUUCUGAAUUAUUCCUGCAACAAAGACCAUCUCUGGAAAAAAAAAAGGAUAGCAUCAGAAAAAGACAAAUAUUAUGUAAAUCCAAAAUAUGAGCUAAGUUGAUAAGUGAUGUAACACAUUAGCACGCUGGAGAGAUUUGUAAUUGUCCAUAACUGUACUGCCAAAACACAGCUACAUAUUGGAGAGUGCAAAUCCCCUUUUGUAUAUCACUUAAUAUACAGCUUUGAUAUAGGAGUACAAAUCAAUACAUUUCCUUUGUAAUGAAAAAAUAUUUGUAAAACAAUUAAAAUUUUGGUCUGUGUACUGCA
Molecule: messenger RNA, 4950 nt
Organism: Taeniopygia guttata (zebra finch)
Lineage: Eukaryota; Metazoa; Chordata; Aves; Passeriformes; Estrildidae
Source: RefSeq, a predicted model, not a curated record